Messenger RNA from Diospyros lotus (date-plum), 2224 nucleotides. Its product is annotated as protein WHAT'S THIS FACTOR 1 homolog, chloroplastic. NCBI's taxonomy places the organism in Eukaryota, Viridiplantae, Streptophyta, Magnoliopsida, Ericales, Ebenaceae. The coding region runs from base 507 to 1760 and encodes 417 amino acids. The transcript has 2 exons. Gene Ontology annotation, molecular function: RNA binding. The record is from RefSeq and is a predicted model, not a curated record.
GUAAUUUACCAUAGAACAGAAUAUGGAAGAGUGAGAAGGAAAAGAACGGAGAGAGAGAGAGAGGAGGGGGCGGGGGGAAAGAGAGUCUCAGCAGCACUCUUGUCUUGAACUCCCGAGGAAUCGUCGGCUCCUUUCGUUUCUGCUCCCUCUCUCAUCUCCCUCGGCGCGGCCUUCCCUGGCCGCAACGUAUGCGGCGUCUUCCCCCUUCCUGCCGCCGGAGCCGAUGUCCGUACUGCCUUCGUCGCCAGCUGCCUCCUUGGCGCCUCCACGCCUGUUGAUUUCCGUGCAGUUUGCCUCGUUCUUGCCAUUACGGUAUGUAUAGAGAAAGUUGUUUCGACUGGAGACUCUUUGCAUACAUAUAUACAGAGAUGGAAAUCAAAAUUUGUCUUUACCCAGCGACAUGUAGCUGCUUUUAUGCAUUGCUAUUGUGAAUAUAGAUGUAAAACAAAGGAAUAAAAAUGUUGAAUUCCGAUGCUUCUUCGUAAACGUGAAAUGAGUAUUUGGAGAUGUACCUUCAAACUCCACCGCAUUUGACACUGAGCGUCCGUUCUCCCCUAUUCCGCCGUCUUCUUCUUCGAUGCUUCUCGCUCUGGUCGAUGAAGAAGGAUCCGGAUCUUGAAUCGGCUCUAUCUCGAAACCGUCGAUGGAUAGUCAAUAAUCAGAUCAAGAACAUAAUUCUUCGAUGCCCUAACCAGGUGGCAUCUGUUAAGUUCCUCCAGAAGAAGUUCAAGACGCUUGAUCUUCAGGGCAAAGCUCUCAAUUGGCUUAAAAAGUACCCUUGCUGUUUUGAAGUCUAUCUUGAGCACGAUGAGUAUUAUUGUGGAUUAACAAAACGAAUGAUGUUUCUGGUGGAAGAGGAGCAAUCUGUGCAAGAUAGGCAAGAACCAGUGUUCGUAGAGCGCCUGGCGAAGUUGUUGAUGAUGAGCUCAAACCAGAGGCUGAACGUCAUGAAGAUUAAUGAGUUGAAGAGAAGUUUUGGAUUUCCUGAUGAUUAUUUGAUUAGAAUACUUCCCAAGUACCCUGAAAUGUUUCGAGUUGUUAAUUACAGUGGACGGCGGAGUUCAAUGGAGAUUGAGCUUGCUUCCUGGAAUCCUGAUCUUGCAGUUUCUGCAAUUGAAAUGAUAGCUCGGAGGAAACAAGAUUCCGAGCCAUGUUUUCCUUGUUCAUUGCCUUCAACAUGGAUAAAAUCAUGGGAGAGGUUUCAUGAAUUUAAUUCAACUCCAUAUAUUUCUCCUUACUCAGACCCUAGAGGUUUGGUCGAGGGAUCAAAAGAACUGGAGAAGAGAACAGUUGCUUUAGUGCAUGAGUUACUAUCAUUGACCCUAUGGAAGAAAGCUUCAAUUGUGAAAUUAGGUCAUUUUAGAAGAGAAUUUUGUUUACCAGAAAAGUUUAACAUUUUGCUGCUUAAGCAUCAUGGCAUUUUCUAUGUCUCAAAUAAGUAUCAGAUCUACACAGUUCUUCUUAGAGAAGGAUAUACUGGGUCUGAACUGAUUGGCAAGGAUCCACUUGUUGUUGUGAAGGAGAAAUUUGGGGAACUUAUGCAAGAGGGGCUUCAUGAAUACAACCGGAGGCACUAUUUGAUGAAUUUGGAAAAGAAGAAAAAGAAAGGUAGCUUGGGAAGACUGGAGAAAAGGAAGGAGCCAGAAUCAGAAACUGAUGCAAGUGCUCCAGAUGAUCAAGGAGGUGACCUUGGAGGCAUAUUUGACCCGGAAGAAAGAAAAAGGUUCUACAAAGUUCUCUUUGAUGAUAGCAGCACAUAAGUUUUAAGCAGAGGUUUAUUUCCAUUAGCUGGUGGUAACAAUGCUAGUCACUACAUGUGAAGAUGACCCUCUCUCGGUGCUUGCAAAGCGAGGUGCCUCCGUGGACGUCCUUUUAGCUGGUGGUAGCAAACUAGCCAUGGAGCAUCUGAACCCCACCCCUGCAGGGCAUGGGCACUUCAAACAUUUUUUGUUGUUUCACUGCAUCUGAUGUCAUCCCAGAGCUUCUUUUUUUCACCAUGCCUGGAGAUUGAAAACUGAGGAAGAUAGGAUUGUUGUAUUGGUGUGGUUACAAGAAAUACUGUCCCUAUAGUAUGGACGGGCGAUUUGUUAGAUCAGAAGCUAACCCCUUCAAAGACUUCCUUUCCUAUUUAUAUAUGUUAAAAGCUAGAUCAUGUUUGAGAGAAUCCUUCAAUCUUCUGCACACAGAGUAUGUUGGAAAAAAAAUUAUCUUUAUUGCCUUGUAA